CUGCUUUUUUAGCGCGACUUGAGGUGUCUCUGCCUCCAUUUAGUUCCUUCUUUGAACAAGUUUGUCAUCAACAUAUUACUCCCCUUGCCUUCAAUAUACACUCCAGCAGCAGCAGCAGCGGCAGCAGCAGCAGCAGCAGCAGCAGCAGCAGCAGCAGCAGCAGCAGCAGCGGCAGCAGUUAUUUUUUAAGCCCUUCAGGCGCACUCAACACCCACGGACAGUGCAGCGCAGCAGCAAUAGGGCCUGUAUAUAAUCCUGUACCUUCACCUUAUGGGGGGCCCCUACCCAUAGGUGGGGGCCCCCCAAUAGGAAACGGGGGCCUCCCAUACAUAGGGGGGCCCCCCUCCAAGGGGUCCCCCACAUACCCAGGCAAGGCCCCCACGUAUCCAGGGGGGGCCCCCACAUACCCAGGAGGGGCCCCCACAUACCCAGGGAAGAACCCCACAUAUCCAGGGGGGGCCCCCACGUAUCCAGGAGGGGCCCCCACGUAUCCAGGCAAGGCCCCCACGUAUCCAGGGGGGGCCCCCACAUACCCAGGGAAGAACCCCACAUAUCCAGGGGGUACCCCCACGUAUACAGGCGGGGCCCCGACAUAUACAGGGGGGGCCCCCACAUAUACAGGGGGGGCCCCGACAUAUACAGGAGGGGUCCCCACCACAUAUUCGGGGGGCCCCACAAGUAUGGGGAGCCCCACAAGUAUGGGGGCCCCCUCAACUGUGGGGGGCCCCACAAGUAUGGGGAGCCCCACAACUGUGGGGGGCCCCACAACUGUGGGGGUCCCCACAAGUAUGGGGGGCCCCACAACUGUGGGGGGCCCCACAAGUAUGGGGGUCCAUACACCGUACAGCGGGGUCACGACAUACGAGGGCCCCACAACAUACGAAGACCCCACAACAUAUGGAGGCCCCACAACAUAUGGUGGCACCUCAUCUAUGGGGGCCCCUUCAUAUAUGGGGGCCCCCUCAAGUAUGGGGGCCCCCUCAAGUAUGGGGGCCCCCUCAAGUAUGGGGGCCCCCUCAAGUAUGGGGUCUUCAUCAUAUAUGGGGGCCCCCUCAUCUAUGGGGUCUUCAUCAUAUAUGGGGGCCCCCUCAAGUAUGGGUGUACCCUCAAGUAUGGGGGCCCCUUCAAGUAUGGGGGCCCCUUCAAGUAUGGGUGUACCCUCAAGUAUGGGGGCCCCCUCAAGUAUGGGGGCCCCCUCAAGUAUAGGGGCCCCCUCAAGUAUGGGGGUACCUGUUAGCUGGGGGCCCCCCGACACGCAGUUUAUGGGGGCCCCACAUGGCGGACGACAGUUGGGUGAAGAGGAGACAGAAGAAGGGAGUAGACAUCUCUCAGGCACAGCAGCAAACCCCCCCUCAGGAAGGCAUUGUGGGGGCCCCUGCACCAGACAAUGCUACAGGCCUUCUUCUCCUUCUAGUUGCAGCCCUGGGGUGUAUAGGCAGCGACCUUUUGCAUGCAGAGCAGGAGAUAUGCUCGGCAAAUUUGGUGUACCUUCAGACCUGUCUCCUUCUGCUGCUGCUGUUGAGUUAGCGUUGAUAGAGUUAGAUAAACACUCUGAAAACCCCUGCCUUAUAGCCGAGCAAAGACUCCCUUUGGUUGUCUUCUGUGACUGCACAGGGGCGCCUCUGGCUUGUGUACCCUUCCAGAGGUUGGAGACAGCAGAGAGCACCCUCCUUUUAAAUUAUAUCGGGGGUCUCCUUUCAGCAGCAGAUGCUGCUGUUGCUGUGCUGCGCAGCAACGAACAGAUGCAGGCUUUAUUGAGCAUCAUAGGAGAACUAGAGACACGUAUUAACUUCCUGUACUGCAGCACAUAA
Molecule: messenger RNA, 1811 nt
Organism: Eimeria acervulina
Lineage: Eukaryota; Apicomplexa; Conoidasida; Eucoccidiorida; Eimeriidae
Exons: 3
Source: RefSeq, a predicted model, not a curated record